This is a messenger RNA of Nestor notabilis (Kea), 3591 nucleotides long. RefSeq names its product protein tyrosine phosphatase, receptor type, K (gene PTPRK). The annotation marks the transcript as partial. The transcript is spliced from 20 exons. Gene Ontology annotation, biological process: protein dephosphorylation. Gene Ontology annotation, molecular function: protein tyrosine phosphatase activity. The record is from RefSeq and is a predicted model, not a curated record. Lineage: Eukaryota; Metazoa; Chordata; Aves; Psittaciformes; Psittacidae.
CAGCAGCAACAGAAGAACCUGAGGUGAUUCCAGAUCCAGCUAAACAAACAGAUCGAGUGGUGAAAAUAGCAGGAAUAAGUGCUGGAAUUCUGGUAUUCAUCCUACUUCUCCUUGUUGUCAUAUUGAUCGUCAAAAAAAGCAAACUCGCAAAGAAGCGCAAGGAUGCCAUGGGGACCACCCGCCAGGAGAUGACACACAUGGUGAAUGCUAUGGAUAGGAGUUAUGCUGACCAGAGCACCCUGCAUGCAGAGGAUCCCCUUUCAAUCACGUUUAUGGACUCUCACAACUUCAGCCCCAGAUUGCCCAAUGAUCCACUUGUGCCGACAGCUGUGUUAGUGCCUAUUACUGAUGAAAAUCACAGUGUGACAGCAGAGUCCAGCCGGCUCCUGGAUGUCCCUCGUUACCUCUGUGAAGGCACAGAAUCCCCAUACCAGACUGGACAACUGCACCCUGCCAUCAGGGUGGCUGAUCUCCUGCAGCAUAUUAACCUAAUGAAGACCUCUGACAGCUAUGGAUUUAAAGAGGAGUAUGAGAGUUUCUUUGAGGGGCAGUCAGCUUCUUGGGAUGUCGCUAAGAAGGAUCAAAACAGAACAAAGAACCGCUAUGGAAACAUUAUAGCAUAUGACCACUCCAGGGUGAUUUUGCAACCUGUUGAAGAUGAUCCAUCUUCAGAUUACAUUAAUGCCAACUACAUAGAUAUUUGGCUGUACAGGGAUGGAUAUCAGAGACCAAGUCACUACAUUGCAACCCAAGGUCCAGUUCAUGAGACUGUGUAUGACUUUUGGAGAAUGAUAUGGCAGGAGCAAUCAGCUUGUGUUGUGAUGGUCACAAAUUUAGUGGAAGUUGGGAGAGUCAAGUGUUACAAGUACUGGCCUGACGACACAGAAGUUUAUGGGGAUUUCAAAGUGACUUGUGUAGAGAUGGAGCCCCUUGCAGAGUACGUUGUCAGGACCUUCACUCUGGGAAGGAGGGGCUACAAUGAAAUCCGUGAAGUUAAACAAUUCCAUUUCACUGGCUGGCCAGAUCAUGGAGUUCCUUACAAUGCCACAGGCCUGCUUUCCUUUAUACGGAGAGUCAAAUUAUCUAACCCUCCCAGCGCAGGGCCUAUUGUUGUCCAUUGCAGUGCUGGUGCUGGACGGACAGGUUGUUAUAUUGUGAUUGAUAUCAUGUUAGAUAUGGCAGAAAGAGAAGGUGUUGUGGAUAUCUACAACUGUGUCAAAGCCUUGCGGUCUCGUCGCAUCAACAUGGUCCAGACAGAGGAGCAGUACAUCUUUAUUCAUGAUGCCAUUCUAGAAGCCUGCCUGUGUGGAGAAACUGCCAUUCCUGUCUGCGAAUUCAAAGCUGCUUAUUUUGAUAUGAUUAGAAUAGACUCUCAGACAAACUCUUCGCAUCUCAAAGAUGAGUUUCAGACCCUGAAUUCUGUGACCCCUCGCCUGCAAGCGGAGGACUGCAGCAUAGCCUGCUUGCCAAGGAACCACGACAAGAACCGCUUCAUGGAUAUGCUGCCACCUGACAGAUGUCUGCCUUUCUUAAUCACUAUUGAUGGGGAGAGCAGCAACUACAUCAAUGCUGCUCUUAUGGAUAGCUACAGGCAGCCAGCAGCUUUUAUUGUCACACAACAUCCUCUACCAAACACUGUGAAAGAUUUCUGGAGAUUAGUGUAUGACUACGGCUGUACGUCUCUUGUGAUGUUAAAUGAAGUCGACUUAGCACAGGGCUGCCCACAGUACUGGCCUGAGGAAGGGAUACUGCGGUAUGGUCCCAUCCAAGUGGAAUGCAUGUCAUGUUCAAUGGACUGCGACGUCAUAAACCGAAUUUUCAGGAUAUGCAAUCUAACAAGACCACAAGAGGGCUAUCUGAUGGUGCAGCAAUUCCAGUAUUUGGGAUGGGCUUCUCACAGAGAUGUGCCAGCUUCCAAGAGAUCCUUCUUGAAGUUAAUUCUUCAGGUUGAAAAAUGGCAAGAGGAAUGUGAAGAAGGGGAAGGCCGGACCAUUAUCCAUUGCCUAAACGGCGGUGGCCGGAGCGGGAUGUUCUGUGCCAUCGGCAUUGUGGUUGAGAUGGUAAAAAGGCAGAAUGUGGUGGACGUUUUCCAUGCCGUGAAGACUUUACGGAAUAGUAAGCCCAACAUGGUAGAAACUCCGGAACAGUAUCGCUUCUGCUACGAUGUUGCACUGGAGUACCUGGAAUCCUCCUAGUCAGAAUGGAUGUGACAAAGUUCACCAAAUACAUGAAUCUCAAUAAGCUGUUUUGACAACAGUUCUUGAUCCUGUGAAGAAAGAUUUUGGGGGAAGGGGGGAGGGAUUUUAAAUUUUAAAUGCAAAGUAUUUUUCUUAUGAAGUUGUGUAUCUUAAUAAAAGAACUCAAUCUGUUUCUAUGCUUGUAUACAGUAUCAACAUUUAGUGCCACACAAAUACUAUUUAAUGAAAAACACAGUCAGACGAGGUUUGCCCAGAUUAGGACUUUUCAGUGUUUGUAUAUGCAGCCGUCUCUCAAUUACAGUAGAGCGACCAUCUGUUGCAUGUAUCAAUAUUUCCUAUAUGGUAUUCAUUUUUCUUUUUUUUUCUUUUGAUACAUUGUUAAAGUACAAUAACAGUGCAAAUUGAUAGUAAGGUUCAUUCUUUAUACGUUUCAAGUGUUGCAUAUAUAUAUUAUAUAUAGUAAAAAAAAAACAAACCUGGCUUAUUUUGUUCUAAUGUGCAAUGAUGGCUGGAUCACAUAAAGAUCUUUAUAAAGAAACUUAAACAUAAGCCAAAGACUCAAGUGUAAAUAUGUCUAUAUGGAGAAAGCACAUGUAUUUAUUGUUUACUUGCAUUCCUUUUUUGAUGGCUGGAAAAAGAAGAAUCAUUUUUCUUGAAGAAAGCUUUUUUUGCUGAAAUCAAGUGUAAACAAUUUUUGUAGUUUAUUUUUUGUAUGUUUUAGUGUAAGUAGAAGACCUACUUUUUAUGCAUAGACCAAGAAACAUUGGUAUAGUGGUUUUGUUGUGUACAUGCUUGUGAUUCGAAUCCAUGUAAACAACUCGGUUAUAGAAGGUCUUUAAUUACAGGACCAAAAUCAAAACAUUUUCCUGAAAAUGUAUAUUUUUCACAGUUGCAUUAGUUAAGUAUGAUCAAAAAACUACGUAAGGAAGGGCACACAUCAAAAUGGGCUUGCCUAUGACUUGCACGAUAUUGGAAGAAAUUUUUAAGCACCAUUAGAAUUGUAAAUGAACCAAUUGUUUAAAAAAAUAUUGAAGCACAGGUCAACAGGAGAACUGCAAGAGAGAUGGCUCUACAUAUGCCCUUCAGGGUAAGAAAGUAUUUGUUCAGCAAACUGUAAAAUUAAGCAAUGUUUAAUUUGAUGUUUACGAACAUGUAAGCUUUGCUUCUAAGAAAGCAAAAUUUGAAUAAACCAAUACUAGAUUCUGAUUAUAGUCGUUGUGUACAAAAAUAUGACUGUGCUUUCACCUAGCUUGUAUCCAUUUAUUCACAAGGUUUCCUAUAUUUUACCAGCUAAAAUCAUUCCAGUCUCUUGUUGUCUUUUUUAGAACUGAACGUAAAAUGAUAUGGUGCUUUGAAAUAUUCUGUAAAGUUAGAGUGAAUUAAACUUUUAUUU